Messenger RNA from Hyposmocoma kahamanoa, 2020 nucleotides. Its product is annotated as putative fatty acyl-CoA reductase CG5065. Bases 1 to 1566 code for a protein of 521 amino acids. The transcript has 7 exons. NCBI's taxonomy places the organism in Eukaryota, Metazoa, Arthropoda, Insecta, Lepidoptera, Cosmopterigidae. Gene Ontology annotation, molecular function: alcohol-forming very long-chain fatty acyl-CoA reductase (NADP+) activity. Gene Ontology annotation, cellular component: peroxisome. Gene Ontology annotation, biological process: long-chain fatty-acyl-CoA metabolic process. The record is from RefSeq and is a predicted model, not a curated record.
AUGGCGUCAAACGUCUCGGUGCAGGACUUUUACAAAGGCAGGAAUGUCUUGAUCACCGGAGGCACUGGUUUCAUGGGCAAAGUGCUCAUAGAAAAGCUUCUUUAUUCCGUGCCUGACAUCGGCAAAGUGUACGUGCUCAUGAGGCCCAAGAGAGGCAAGUCCGUGGCACAAAGGCUGGAGGACAUCCAACGCUUGGCGCUCUUCGACCGCAUCAGAAAUGAACGCCCUAGUGCCUUGAAGAAACUGAAACCAAUCCAAGGCGACGUCCUGUUCGAAGAAUUCGGAUUGUCGAACAUUGAUAUCGAAAAUCUUUCAACAGAAAUAUCGGUCAUAUUCCACUUCGCAGCCACCCUUCGCUUAGAAGCACCUCUGAAGGACAACAUUAAUAUGAAUACGACGGGCACCCUUCGAGCUGUAAGAGUCGCUAAAAGGAUGAAGAAUCUAGCCAUAUUCGUGCAUCUUUCUACUGCCUUCUGUUAUCCCGAUUACGAUGUUUUGGGGGAAAAGAUUUACGCGCCUCCUGCGAAACCCGAAGAUGUGAUGCGACUAGUUGAAUGGCUGGACGACAAGCAGCUGGCCGUACUGACUCCAUUACUGCUAGGCCCACAUCCCAACUGCUACACUUAUUCCAAGCGGCUUGCAGAGACCGUCGUGGCUGAAGCUUACGACGAAAUUCGUGCAGUCAUUGCCAGACCUAGCAUCGUGUGCCCCUCAUUUAAGGAGCCUGUUCCUGGCUGGGUUGACAACCUCAACGGGCCAAUAGGGCUCAUGUUGGCUGCAGGUAAAGGCGUCAUUCGCACUAUGCUCGUGGAUGGUUCCCUUCCCGCCCAAGUUAUUCCCGUGGACACUGCUAUCAACGCCAUCAUUGCUAUUAGCGCUAUUGAAGGCACUAGGAAAGAUAAGUCUGAAGUAAUUCCCAUUUACAACGUGAACGCCGGUCACCAGAAAAUGACGUCCUGGGGAGAAGUUCUGGAGUUCGCCAAACAAUAUGCUCGCAAAAACCCUUUUUCUUGGCCACUGUGGUACCCUAACGGUGGUAUAACCACUAAUCACACGGUCCACGAAAUGCGCCGCAUAUUCUACCACCUGCUGCCAGCAUACUUUAUUGAUCUUUUACUUCUGCUUACCGGACAAAAGCGAUUUAUGGUGAGCAUACAAGACAGAAUCAGCCAAGGCCUAGAAGUGUUGCAGUACUUCACCUUGCGCGCUUGGAGCUUCCCCUGUCCAAAUUACGAUUCAAUUCCCGAAAAAUUGAACGAAAAGGAGCGAGAAAUGUUCCAGACGGAUGUAGGGACAGAAGACCGCGAUAAUUACAUUAGGCAGUGCGUAGAGGGAGGCCGUGUUUACUGUUUCAAGGAAGAUCCCACCAAGAUUCCUCUGAACAGGAUUUACCACAACUUCUUGUACUGCCUGGACUGGAUCGUGAAAAUCUUCUUCUGGCUCUUUAUCAUGUCGCUACUAGCCUCGUGGUUCGAACCCGUCAAGAUUAUAUUCACUUACGGAGAGCCCGUUGUAAAACACUUGCCAUUCCUUGGCCCCGCGGUAUUCAACCACCAACAAGAAUAAAUCGACAGCAGGAUUUAGACAAAUGGCAGUAGACGUCCCUAUUCUUACAAAUAUAAGCUUGUCGAAUAGAAUUUGCGUAAGUAAAUACUAAGACUUGAUGAAAAUAAGACAGUUAGCUGGCGAAAAAAAUGUUAAUAUCGUUCACUGGAAAUGUUACUUGCAAUAUCGAUGAUACCUAUAACGGAUAUAUCAAUAUGAAAGGUCUCUCUAACCACGGUAUGACUACUUAUUUUUUCCCUCAUAUUUCGGAACGACGACGCGCGCUCCACGGUUAUGAAGUUUUAAAUUUUGAAUUUUCGACCCGUAUCGAAAUACCGGGAAAACAAUAAGUAAUAUCAUGGUAAGAAACCUUAAUUAUAGUCAUAAUCAUUUAGUGAAUAAUCACGGGUCUUCUAAUGUAAAUCUAUAAUGAUAUAUUAAGUAAAUGCAUUUGCGGAUACUUAAGAGGGAGCAU